AUGCCAUCACCCACGCCAACGCCAACGCCAACCCCACCGACAUCCGCACCCGCACCCCUCCACCACCACCACCCUCCCCCCAACACCACCGCCCACACGGGCAUGAACACGAGCACGAGCGCUAGCAACAGCAACAGCACCACCACCAGCCAAAGAAAGCCCGUCACGGAGCCCAGCCGCUUCAUCCACGUCAGCGGCGUGCGCCAGCCGCAGCCGCUCACGUCGCUGCGCCACUGGUUCAGCCGCGGCCACUACGUCUACGACGAGCUGCGCGCGCCCGUCGUGCCCACCGCGGUGGCGGGCGCCGGCCCCGACCGCCUGGCGACGGCGACGUCCGGGUGGCAUCCGAGGUGGGAGGAUACGCUGGAGGAGGAGGAGGGGGAGGAGGAGGGGAAGGAGGGGGAGGAGGAGGGGGAGGAGGAUGGCGGAGAGGUUGGUGGUGGUGGUGCUGCUGCGCCUCUGCGUUCUGCCUGUGGUGGUACUGCUGACGGUGGGGGCGAGACUACUUCAGGCGGUGGCGGAGAAGAAGAGGAAGACGGUGCUAGUGGAUGUGGUUCGGGAUCUGUUGUUGGUGUUGUUGUUGCUGCUGCCGCGGACGGUCCUGCGACGGGCGGAGUCGCAUUCGAGGCGCAGAUGAAGCUGGUUGAGGAUGUCGAGGCGGCGUUCCGGCUGCAGACAGGGGAGGAUGCCGUGGCGGCGGAAGAGGAGGAGAGGGAAAAGGCAGAGAUCAGGCGCAAGACUUGGUCGGGGAGUAGGGGUAAGUACGGUCACCCGAAGAGCGCUUACAAGCCGCAUGCCCCCCAUGGCCGGCCUGUUGGCGGUUCCGUGAACAAUGGCGCCGGCACCGACGGUGCGCACCACCACCACCACCAGAAGCAGCAGCAGCAGCGACAGCAGGGACCGCAGCAAGACGCAAUGGCCAUGUCCUACGAAGGACACGGCGCGAACCCAUACGCUGGAGCCGACGCCGGAUAUCCUGGCCAAUUCCACCCGUUCCCGACCCCGAUUGCGCAUCCAUACCAGGAUCACAUGGCGACUGCCUCCGCCUACCAGAACGGGUCUUUGGAGUCCCCGAGAACUCAUUUCAUGAGAGUCGAGUACGAGGCCAAGCUCGAGGCCGCCAAGCAGGCCCAGUAUCGCCGCCGAUGUGAGCGCCUUGCGGAGCGACCCUGGACGUGGAUGAACACCGUCCGGGACACGACCCCGGUGGUGUCGCCGGUGGUGAGCACCCUGAGCCCGCGGGCCACAGAGUUUGUUCCGGCAGGUUUGAUCUCUCCCCACACGAACCCUGCCGCCUUUAUGGCCCCUCCCGUGAGCACCGUUGGCGCCCAUCACCACCCGUCCCAGACGCCGGGGAACGUGUGCUGGUACCCCGCUCCGCCGACCGCGGUUGGUACGCCGCAGUACUGGCAACUCCGCCAGUACCAGAUGACGUCUACCUUCAACCCGGCCGUGGGCGAGUUUCGUCCGCGUGCGAUGCCGCCCAGGGGACCGAACAUGGAUGGAUGA
Messenger RNA from Diplodia corticola, 1509 nucleotides. RefSeq lists its product as uncharacterized. The transcript has a single exon. The coding region runs from base 1 to 1509 and encodes 502 amino acids. The record is from RefSeq and is a predicted model, not a curated record. NCBI's taxonomy places the organism in Eukaryota, Fungi, Ascomycota, Dothideomycetes, Botryosphaeriales, Botryosphaeriaceae.